This is a messenger RNA of Opisthorchis viverrini, 1341 nucleotides long. RefSeq lists its product as hypothetical. The record is from RefSeq and is a predicted model, not a curated record. The transcript has 11 exons. Gene Ontology annotation, molecular function: nucleic acid binding; ATP binding. The annotation marks the transcript as partial. NCBI's taxonomy places the organism in Eukaryota, Metazoa, Platyhelminthes, Trematoda, Opisthorchiida, Opisthorchiidae.
AUGUAUACGGGUGAUAGUGAACAACUCGACAGAGAUCAAUUAACCAAAAUGGCACUUAUUGUUACCACUCCGGUAAUCCUUGGUUAUGAGCCAAAAUUUAUUCUCUGUAUUCAGGAAAAGCUGGAUUUUCUAACGAAAUCUUCUGAUGAAGAGCUCAAGCUACUUCCGAUGGUGCGGUACUGUUUUGUGGAUGAGAUUCACUUACUGCGUGAUCCAGAGAGAGGGCCUUUACUAGAAGCUUUGGUCACCAGGAUAAAAGCCAUCUCUAACCCGCGAUUUGUGUGUGUCUCGGCAACAAUGGCGAAUUCCGAGGAUAGAAAUAGCUUUGGAAGCGAAUUUCGGCCAGGAUUGGUGCAAAAAAUUGUACUAGGUUUCUACAGACAAAAGUCCCAGUCCAUAUUUCAAUUUGACAGCGUGCUGAAUUACAAACUAGCCAGUGUGAUCGCAACUUACUCCGAGAACAAGCCUGUUUUGAUUUUCUGCACAACCAGAAGAGGAACUGUUCAGGUUGCACGUGACCUGACAAAGAACAACCACUUCAAAACAGGGACAAUGUUUGAUGAAAUGAGAUCAUCUUUUGCUGCAAAAAUAAAGGAUUCACAACUGCAAGAUGUCCUUAAAAAUGGUGUUGGAUAUCACCAUGCGGGCCUAGAUGCUGAUGAUCGUCGCGUGGUUGAGCAAGCAUUCAUUUCAGGAUGCCUUCCUAUUCUGGCUUCCACAAGCACCCUUUCGAUGGGAAUGAAUCUACCAGCUCAUUUGGUAAUCAUCAAAAACACGGAACAGCUAAUCAACGGUCAGCUAGUCGGAUACAGUUCAACGCAAAUCUCACAAAUGAUAGGACGUGCUGGCCGUCCACAGUUUGAUUCCAAGGGCAUCGCUGUGGUUAUGACGUCCUCGGAUUUGAAGUUAUCAGAAUACAUGAACACAGAAAUUGCACUUGGCGUGAUAACCAACCUGUCUGAAGCUGUAAACUGGCUAAAAAGCACUUUCUUUUAUACCAGCCAAACUGUCCGGAUUUUUAUGUGCAAGGUACCCACUGGGUUUGUUAUCAAAACAAAUUAUUCAGAUCUCUGUAUGACCGAGAUAAAAAAUCUUCAGAGCCUUGGUUUAGUUGAAUUCAACGGAACAAAAUCAUCAGUGACGACAACAGGUAAAUUGAUGAUGAGGAACAACAUGGAAUUCACCACAAUGCGCAUGAUCUGGGAGUUGAACGGAACGGAAUCCCUGGAAGAGUUGGUUCACUUCGUCGGCUGUUGUCCCGAACUGAGCGACAUCUCUCUGAGAAACAACGAGAAGGUGCAACUGAACAACCUUAACAGAGCAAGAGGACGUCACGCGUUA